CAUGACGGGCCGCGGGACGCCCAGCCGGUUCCUGACGGCCGUCCUGCACAACGGCGUGGGCCGCUACGUGCGGCAGCUCCAGCGCCUCCAGCUCCUCUUCAGCCCUACCGCGGGCGACGCCCGCGGCGCCAGGCAGUUCGUGGAGGAGGCGGCGCUGGACUUCGCCCGGCAGCACCCCGAUGUCGUUCUCUACAUCAGCCCCCGCUUCGGCCCGGCCCCACUGCUGCUGGCUGAGUACUUGAAUGGGACAGUGCGGGAGGAGCUCAUCGCCAACAAGACGAGCGAGGAGAUCAUUCAGCUGGCCACCAAGCUGGCUGGCCAGUCUGGCCUGGACAUCAUCCGCAUCCGCAAGCCCUUCCACACUGACAACCCCAGCGUCCAGGGCCAGUGGCACCCCCUCACCAACAAGCCCUCCGCCCUCACCAUCCGGGGCCCGCGCCUGCAGCCCCAAUAAAGGCUCUGAUCCCCACCCUGCGCCUCCGCAUCCAUCUCUCCUCCUGCCCACAGAAACACGCUGCCACGCCACGU
Molecule: messenger RNA, 528 nt
Organism: Haliaeetus leucocephalus (bald eagle)
Lineage: Eukaryota; Metazoa; Chordata; Aves; Accipitriformes; Accipitridae
Gene: MRPL43
Product: mitochondrial ribosomal protein L43
Exons: 3
Coding region: 2-454 (150 amino acids)
Biological process (GO): mitochondrial translation
Cellular component (GO): mitochondrial large ribosomal subunit
Molecular function (GO): structural constituent of ribosome
Source: RefSeq, a predicted model, not a curated record